UGAAUAAUUUCGUUGACAAAUUAUUCAAAAAUGAAAUGCCUCACUCCAGAAACUCUGAAUCAGAAGUUACAGAAAUACAACUUGCAAUUGAGGAAAUGGCAUUAAAUUUUGCAGAAAUGGUAAGCAAACAUGAUUCUCGAUUCAAAUGUACGCUUCUACAUGUUGGAAGUGCAUCAGAAGGAACAAAAGUUCGGUACCCUGAUGAAUUUGAUUUUACAUUUUGUCUCGAUAAGAUUAGUGACGUGUCAUACCCUGAAUAUAAAGACCAAGAUACCUUGUCUCAAAUAGCAGUAAGCUUUCCAUAUAGUACUGACGAUGAACCAGAAGAAAGGAUUACGUCGAUAGCUGGAUAUGCAAAUAUGUAUUGUUCAGACAAAAUAACUGCUAAUCUUACGUCCGAAUGGGCUGGUUAUCGGUAUGGAAUAUUAUCCUGCAGUGAAAUGAAUUAUUUAUUUAGCCAGCUACUUACUAAAGUGGUGUUUGCUAAUUCGUUUGCAAAAGACGGACGUUUAGUCAUCAAGGAAAUUACUGUUCACCCUCAAGUUAGGUUGCAGUGGAGGGGUUCCAAAUUCAAGGAUCUUCAGAUCAGCGUUGACAUUGUACCAGCAAUAAGACUACCUUCAUGGCCACCUAAGGUCAAGCAAGAAUCCAUCCUUUUAACAACAGAAAUGUUAAAUUUACCAUCACUCGUAGUUCCCAAAUUGACCAGUGGUGAAAAUGAAGAUCUUUGGCGUUGUUCGAUGGUGCUACAUGAGAUAGCAAUAUUUCGAAAAAUGUUGCCUAAUAUCAGAAACAGUUACAUCACAUCAAAGAUUCUUGUCCACUCACACGUUUGUCCACAGGUCCAUUUUGGUGGAAACGAGGAAAUAAAGAAAUACUAUGGGCGUAUUAAGGGUGUGUCUAUGGAGGAUCUUGAAGCGGUAUGUAUGCAUGAAAGCAUUGAAAGUUUAAUUCCGUCAUACUUAUUAAAAAUGGCAUUUUUCCAGGCUGUCGCAAGGCGUGCUUUGACAAAUGGAUUAAACAGUGUCUACUCUCAACAGAAAACCCAAUCUAGCAAUGAUGAUCAUGCAUCAACAUACGGACCAGCAGAAACGAUGCACCAUAUAGGUCAUUCCUCUGAUGUUGACGUACCUUUGGUUUACGAAUUGUUCAGCAUACUUGAAGAAGGUUUACGUAACAGGUUCAUGCCAUCCUUUUUAAAUCCUAAACAAAACGUGCUGAAUGCUAGACUAUUAUCUGGUGAUACGGAUAAAGUUCAUACAUACGUUAGAUUUAUUCUUAAACUUUUGGAUUAAGUUU
Messenger RNA from Mytilus californianus (California mussel), 1299 nucleotides. RefSeq lists its product as uncharacterized. The record is from RefSeq and is a predicted model, not a curated record. The transcript has a single exon. Lineage: Eukaryota; Metazoa; Mollusca; Bivalvia; Mytilida; Mytilidae. The coding region runs from base 36 to 1295 and encodes 419 amino acids.